AUGAGCUCCUACUUUGUCAACCCGCUGUACGCCAAGUACAAGGCGGCGGCGGCGGCUGCGGCGGCGGCGGGCGAGCCCCUGGGCCCCGCGUACUACGACUGCCCCUUUGCGCCCGAGCUGAGCGGCCGCCACGCCGCUGCCCUGCUCUACGGGACCAGCGCGGCCGCCGCGGGCUUCCAGCCGCACCCCGGGCCCGGCGGCGGCGGCCCAGACUAUUACCUGCCGGCCGCGGGGAGCCCCGCGGCUGCCUACCAGCCGCCUCCUCCCCCCGCGCCCGCGCCGCCUCCUCCUGCCCCCUGCGGCGGGAUUACCUGUCACGGGGAGCCCGCGAAAUUUUACGGAUACGAUAAUUUACAGAGACAGCAGCUUUUUACGACCCAGCAAGAGGCCGAGCUGGUACAAUAUCCUGACUGUAAAUCGUCCAGUGCUAAUAUUGGCGAGGAACCAGACCACUUAAAUCAGAGCUCGUCUCCCGCUCCAAUGUUCCCCUGGAUGAGACCGCAAGCAGCGCCUGGUAGGAGGAGAGGAAGACAAACAUACAGUCGUUUCCAGACGCUAGAGCUGGAAAAGGAAUUUCUGUUUAACCCUUAUCUGACACGGAAGAGAAGGAUUGAGGUAUCCCACGCGCUAGGACUCACCGAGAGGCAGGUAAAGAUCUGGUUUCAGAACAGGAGGAUGAAAUGGAAAAAAGAAAACAACAAGGACAAAUUCCCAGCUUCCAGGCAGGAGGGAAAGGAAGGGGAGGCCAAAAAGGAAGCACAUGAUCUGGAAGAAGACAGAGCUGAAGGCCAGACGAAUUAAGUUUGGCUUUUAAACAUUAAUAAAAGAUUAUUGGAAAUAACGAUCCACAUAUGCUGGGAAACACGGCCGGUUUUCUUUGUUGCAAAGGUCUUUACGUAUGUUUCAAGUUAUCCUGUGUCAUUGGCUUGACGUUUCUGAGCUUUGUGUUCUGUGGUUUUGUUUUUACUGUAUCAGGCACAAUCUCUAGCUCACUUACUCUUAUUUACAUGGAAAUUUGAUACCGAAUUUGUAGCAAUAUAUUUUUAUUGUAAUUUUCCAAUGUUUAAAAGAUGGUGAUUACUGUCAACGACAUAAACUUCCUAAUGAUAAGUACCAAUAAGCGAGACAUAAAAUGCUUUAUUAAUCAGAACAAGUGCACUUGUACUAUUUUAAACUUUUUGCUAUAUUAUGUUGAGUAAGUUAAAGAAAUCUAAUAA
Mauremys reevesii (Reeves's turtle) is the source of this 1217-nucleotide messenger RNA. It is a transcript of the gene HOXD8, whose product is annotated as homeobox D8. The record is from RefSeq and is a predicted model, not a curated record. Gene Ontology annotation, biological process: regulation of transcription by RNA polymerase II. Gene Ontology annotation, molecular function: RNA polymerase II transcription regulatory region sequence-specific DNA binding; DNA-binding transcription factor activity, RNA polymerase II-specific. The transcript is spliced from 2 exons. NCBI's taxonomy places the organism in Eukaryota, Metazoa, Chordata, Testudines, Geoemydidae. Gene Ontology annotation, cellular component: nucleus. The coding region runs from base 1 to 801 and encodes 266 amino acids.